GUCAGGUGAAGGAUAUAUCCCUCAGCUAAGAGCUGUUGGUAAGUGAAGUUGUUCGUAGGUCAGAAAGGGAGUAGUAGCUUUCACUCGGCUUCAUACCCAUUAUUAUCUCAAGAAGACAGGAUGAUACACACUUCCCCUUUUCCCGAUCUCAAUAUCCCCAAGGUCAAUGUCCUCAGUUAUCUCUUCCCACAGGACCAAGUGCCCUCUGAUGAGCCUGUAUGGUACGACGCUGCGAAUCCACGGAAAAAUGUCAGUCCCCGACAGAUGCUCUCCUGGAUCAAGAGAGUCAUCAUUGGCCUCGAUCGUCUGGGUCUGAAGAAGGGCGAAGUCUGUCUCAUCCACACUCCCAACCACACGCUGGUUCCCGCCGCCUAUUUGGGCAUUGUCGGUGGGGGAAGAUGCUUCAGCGCCAUCAAUCCCAUCUACACCGUCGACGAGAUUGUGCAUCAGAUGAAGCUCACGGAUGCGAAAGUGAUUCUGGCACAUCCGUUGCUGGUGAAGAAUGCCGUGGCAGCCGCGAAGAAAGCGGGCACCAAUCCCAAGAUAUACCAGUUUACGGAUGACGAGGCACCGUUGCAAGAGAUGGAUGGAGUCAAGGACUGGCGUGCAAUGCUCGGUACUGCUGCCGAGGCUGAAACAUAUCGCUGGAAAGAGUUGACUGCUGAAGAAUCGGUCCGCACGGUUGCCACGAUCAACUUUAGCUCGGGCACGACCGGUCUGCCCAAGGGAGUCAUGAUUGGACAUCACAGCCUGAUUGCCAAUGUCGAGCAGACAAUGGCGACCACAUGGCCGCAACACAAUUUCACCAAGGGGGACAAGGUCAAGGAGAGAUGGAUCGGCUUUCUCCCUCUCUACCACGCCUACGGCCAAAUGUUCGCCAUCAUGAUGGCCUGUAAACUCCACGUGCCCAUCUACAUUAUGCGCCAAUUCAUCUACGAAGACUUUCUCCGCGUCAUUCAAGACUACAAAAUCACCCAUGUGCAAGUCGCCCCGCCCGUCCUGGUCAUGAUGGCCAAGCGACCCGAGACUUCCCAGUACGAUUUACGCUCCAUUCAAGAGCUUCUCUGUGGCGGAGCACCUCUGGGCAAAGAUUUGCAGAAUGAAAUUUCUCGCAAAUUCCACUGUUCGGUCAAGCAAGGCUGGGGCAUGACCGAAGUCACCUGCGGCUCCAUUCGCCAACUCGAAUCGAGCGAUAAUGGCACGGUGGGAAAACUCGUUCCCAACACGCAUUUGCGUCUCGUCGACGAAAACGAUCGAGAUGUCGGUUGGGAUUCUCCGGGGGAAAUGCUCAUUCGAGCUCCCAAUGUCAUGCUCGGAUACUGGCGUAACGAAUCUGCUACGAGAGACGCUCUGACUCCUGAUGGUUGGCUUCGCACGGGAGACGUCGCUGUUAUCAACAAGGAAGGCUAUAUCUGGAUUGUCGAUCGCAAAAAGGAAUUAAUCAAAGUCAAUGCUCUACAGGUCGCUCCUGCUGAACUCGAGGGGAUUUUGCUCGAUUGUGAAUAUGUUGCUGAUGUCGCUGUUGUGGGCAUCACUAUUCAUGAUGAGGAAUGGCCUCGCGCUUAUGUCGUUUUGACCGAAGGUGCGCGGCAGAAGAAGAUUUCUCCGGCGGAUAUUCAGAUGUGGUUGAGACCGAGGGUGGCGAAACAUAAGGCUUUGGUAGGGGGUGUGAAGUUUGUGAAUGAGAUUCCGAAACUCAUGUCGGGCAAGAUUCAACGUAAAGUUAUGAAGGAAUGGUCGAAGCGAGAUGCACCCGAGGUUGCGAAGGGGUUUGUUCGGUCCAGACUGUAGGAUAUAUCUUGUGAGUAUUAAGCGGGAUUUUGUAUGGAUGAAUGAAUGAAUUGUUGUAUGUGUACCACGCUGUGUACCCUCUCCUCUUCUCUCCUCUUCUCUUCCUUAUCGCAUUGUCAUAUCUUCACCGACUGUCGCUACAUCCUCAAUCUCCUAUUCCACACCAUCCUCUUCCACAUCACUGUCAAGAAGAC
Molecule: messenger RNA, 1985 nt
Organism: Sphaerulina musiva SO2202
Lineage: Eukaryota; Fungi; Ascomycota; Dothideomycetes; Mycosphaerellales; Mycosphaerellaceae
Product: acetyl-CoA synthetase-like protein
Exons: 3
Coding region: 121-1791 (556 amino acids)
Biological process (GO): secondary metabolic process
Molecular function (GO): CoA-ligase activity
Source: RefSeq, a predicted model, not a curated record